This is a messenger RNA of Phodopus roborovskii (desert hamster), 968 nucleotides long. RefSeq names its product TatD DNase domain containing 1 (gene Tatdn1). NCBI's taxonomy places the organism in Eukaryota, Metazoa, Chordata, Mammalia, Rodentia, Cricetidae. Gene Ontology annotation, molecular function: 3'-5'-DNA exonuclease activity. The transcript has 12 exons. The coding region runs from base 127 to 966 and encodes 279 amino acids. Gene Ontology annotation, cellular component: cytosol. The record is from RefSeq and is a predicted model, not a curated record.
AACUGUGCUCCCUGGCUAGUACCACGAUCCAAUCAACAGCUGGAGAAUGCGGCAGGGAUUCAAAAUGAUACUUUGGAAAACUCGGGGGACGUUGUGAGAGAUAUUGGUAUCAACCUGACAGACCCUAUGUUCAGAGGAAUCUAUAGGGGGGUGCAGAAGCACCAAGAUGACUUACAAGAUGUAAUAGAGAGAGCUAUCCAGAUUGGCGUUAAAAAGUUUCUGAUCACAGGUGGAAGUCUACAAGACAGUAGAGAUGCGCUGCAGCUGGCACAAACAAAUGACAUGUUUUUCAGUACAGUUGGGUGUCAUCCCACGAGAUGUGAUGAGUUUGGAAAGGACAGCCCUGAUCAAUACUUAGCAGGAUUGCUGGACCUUGCUCAGAACCACAAGGGGAAAGUUGUAGCAAUAGGGGAAUGUGGACUAGAUUUUGACCGCCUGCAGUUUUGUUCCAAAGAUACUCAACUCAAAUACUUCGAAAAACAAUUUGAACUGUCAGAACAGACACAAUUACCAAUGUUUCUUCAUUGUCGGAACUCACAUGCUGAGUUUCUGGACAUAAUGAGAAGAAAUAGAGAUAGGUGUGUGGGUGGAGUGGUGCAUUCAUUUGAUGGAACUAAGGAAGCUGCAGCUGCUUUGAUUGACUUGGACCUUUACAUAGGAUUUAACGGUUGCUCAUUAAAAACGGAAGCUAACUUGGAAGUUCUGAAGUCCAUACCUAGUGAAAAGCUAAUGAUUGAAACAGAUGCGCCUUGGUGUGGAGUUAAAAGUACACAUGCUGGAUCAAAAUACAUAAAGACUUCAUUUCCUACCAAAAAGAAAUGGGAAAACGGGUACUGUUUAAAGGAUAGAAACGAGCCCUGCCAUAUAAUUCAAAUAUUGGAGAUAAUGGCAGCUGUAAGAGAAGAGGACCCACUAGAAUUAGCCAACACGCUAUAUAACAACACCAUUAAAAUCUUUUUUUCCUGAUA